AUGUACGCCAAAGGCAAGAGUAGCAGCGUGCCGUCCGACAGCCAGGCCAGAGAAAAGUUAGCUCUGUAUGUGUACGAGUACCUGCUGCAUGUAGGAGCACAGAAGUCAGCACAGACCUUUCUCUCAGAGAUCCGAUGGGAGAAGAACAUCACAUUAGGAGAACCUCCGGGGUUCCUCCACUCAUGGUGGUGUGUCUUCUGGGACCUGUACUGUGCGGCUCCAGAGAGAAGAGACACAUGUGAACACUCCAGUGAGGCCAAAGCUUUCCAUGACUAUAGUGCUGCAGCAGCUCCCAGCCCCGUUCUUGGGAAUCUUCCCCCAGGAGAGGGCAUGCCAGUGGGGCCAGUCCCUCCAGGAUUCUUUACGCCGUUUAUGUCACCUCGAUACCCUGGAGGACCCAGACCACCUCUCAGAUUACCCAAUCAGGGACUUGGGGUCCCAGGAGGCCAGCCCAUGUUACCCAGUGGUAUGGACCCCACAAGACAGCAAGGACAUCCAAAUAUGGGAGGACCAAUGCAGCGGAUGACUCCACCCAGAGGCAUGGUACCACUGGGGCCCCAGGGUUAUGGAGGUGGGAUGAGACCACCACUGAAUGCCCUGGUUGGUCCCGGGAUGCCUGGAAUGAACAUGGGACCUGGUGGGGGUAGACCCUGGCCAAAUCCUCCAAACUCCAAUUCUACCCCUUACUCUUCUGCUUCUCCGGGAAGUUAUGUGGGACCUCCAGGAGGAGGAGGGCCACCUGGGACCCCAAUAAUGCCAAGUCCAGCAGAUUCAACCAACUCUGGAGACAACAUGUACACUAUGAUAAACACAGUCCCUCCAGGUGGAAGCCGACCAAAUUUCCCUAUGGGUUCAGGUGGUGACGGUCCACUAGGGGGAAUGGCAGGAAUGGAGCCUCAUCACAUGAAUGGAUCAUUAGGGUCAGGUGAUAUGGACAGUCUCCCCAAGAACUCUCCUGGUAACCUAAGUAUGAGUAACCAGCCCGGGACCCCAAGGGAGGAUGGAGAGAUGGGAGGAAACUUCCUUAACCCUUUUCAGAAUGAAAGUUAUUCUCCAAACAUGACGAUGAGCGUGUGAAGGCUCUGGAUGCAGGUUUGGUUCAGUCGCCAAGUCACCUGGAUCAGUAAAAAGCAGAGAGACAGGAUGUGAUGUCAUCUAGGCCAGUGACUCUUCCUUCACCACCACCACCACCUGCCUAGUUAGAACAUUUGCCCUAGGCCCUGUCCUCCUACUAUGCCCCAACCCAACCCCACCCCACCCCGCCAUUGUUUCCGCCCAAGUCUCUGCUAUCCUAUUUCUUUUCCCGUUCAAAGUGGUGACUCUGCUACAUUCAUCAGUUCUUCCUCUGCAACUAUGAGACUGUACAAAGCAAAUUAUGAAAAACUGCCCCAGUAUGAGUAUCCUUUUGGAGGAUUUUACAUUCUGUUGACUGCACAAAUGCAGUGUAAUGUUUAAAAAUGGCAAAGCAAAAAUAUAUUAGAUUUUUUUUAUGUGACUAUGUUAUCAAACAAAAGGGGACACUGAACCUGUGCAUGUUGUCAUAUGAUUUGUUAUGUUGUUUUUUUGUAGCUGAGGCCUCUCUCAUCUCUAGUUAUUUAAACAUUUAUCCAAGUGAUUUGACAUUUUACAUAUUGGAGUCACAGUUGCAAAAUUGAUACAACAGCCCACAUUCUCUGGACAUAACAUGUUCAAGAGAGAGAGAAAACAAAGACUGAUGAACAGUAAGAGUGAUUACUGUAAGACACAAGCUUAUGAAGUUACUUCGGUCACUCAUACUUAAUUGCCACCCGGAUAAACUGUGAUCUCAGUGUGAUGUGAAAGGUUGGUUGGUACAGAAAGCAAAAAUAAGAUUGUUUUUAAUUAAUGUUUAACAUUUUUUUCACUGCCCAAGAUGUAUUAUCAUCAUGUAGAAAAGGUUACUAUGCCUGUGAACAUUUUCCUCUCCCCUCCCUUACUGCAAAGUGUACAGCUCACAAAUGUAGCUCCUCUGUCUUGUAUGUGUAUUUGAUAUUAUUAUUAUUUAAAGAAAAAUCUGGAGAGAAUUAUUUGCAAAGGGAGGGAUAGACUGAUGAUGCACCACCAGAACUGAACAGAGAUAUUAUUAUAUUUUGUUUUUGUGUUAGAUUGAAGCCAUAAUUGGGAGUACAAGAAGAUGCAUUUGUAAAUUGGAUCAUGUUUUCUGUUUUGUGGCAGUAUGUGGGACUCCAUUUGUGAUGUUAAUUUUCUCUUUUUUAUUCUUGUAUUAUGUUUUUGUAAAUACACAGAGAAGUAUUUCAUGGGUUUUGAAUAUGCUAGUAUAAAGCUUCUCUUCCCUUA
Anoplopoma fimbria (sablefish) is the source of this 2316-nucleotide messenger RNA. RefSeq names its product single-stranded DNA-binding protein 2. The record is from RefSeq and is a predicted model, not a curated record. Gene Ontology annotation, cellular component: nucleus. Bases 1 to 1077 code for a protein of 358 amino acids. Gene Ontology annotation, biological process: positive regulation of transcription by RNA polymerase II. The transcript has 17 exons. NCBI's taxonomy places the organism in Eukaryota, Metazoa, Chordata, Actinopteri, Perciformes, Anoplopomatidae. Gene Ontology annotation, molecular function: protein binding; single-stranded DNA binding.